Callorhinchus milii (elephant shark) is the source of this 1860-nucleotide messenger RNA. RefSeq names its product dnaJ homolog subfamily B member 4. Gene Ontology annotation, cellular component: cytosol. Lineage: Eukaryota; Metazoa; Chordata; Chondrichthyes; Chimaeriformes; Callorhinchidae. The transcript has 4 exons. The record is from RefSeq and is a predicted model, not a curated record. Gene Ontology annotation, molecular function: Hsp70 protein binding; transcription corepressor activity. The coding region runs from base 401 to 1444 and encodes 347 amino acids.
CCGAGUCUUGGGACACGUUAACAUCGGUAUGGCCGAAGAUCUGCGACACUAGAAAAGCUCGAACUCAAACUUUGCUAACUUACAAGGGGAAAGAGUCUGUCAGGAAUAACCUGCUCAGGCUCGCCGAGUCCCUGGGAAACGUUAAUUUUGAAAUACGCGUGGAGAUCACAUUUCGCAGACUUCGACACGUUCCCCCCCACCUCCAACUGAGCUCUGGAGCAGGCUGUAAUGGAGGCCACAGAGAAGACAGACACUUGCCUCACCCGAGGUGUGAGUGAGCAGCCUUCGCCUGAGCCCCGCAGCUGAUUUAACUCCUACUUCUACAACCGGCACUAGCAAAGACCAAUGUUCAGGGACCAAGUGCAACGCACGGACUGGAACACCUCGGUCCAGGUACAAAAUGGGGAAGGAUUAUUAUAAAAUCCUGGGAAUUCAGAAAGGAGCGUCAGAAGACGAGAUUAAGAAGGCGUAUCGAAAGCAAGCCCUGAAAUACCACCCUGACAAAAACAAGGCUCCGGACGCAGAGGACAAGUUCAAGGAAAUUGCGGAGGCUUAUGACGUGUUGAGCGACCCCAAGAAAAAGGAUAUUUACGAUCAGUAUGGAGAGGAAGGAUUGAAAGGAAGUGCAGGCGGUGGAGUUCCCAAUGGCAGCAGCUUCCAGUACACGUUCCAUGGUGACCCUCACGCAAUGUUUGCUGAAUUCUUUGGUGGGAGAAACCCCUUUGACAUGUUUUUUGGACAAAGAAAUGGUGACGAUGACAUGGAUAUGGAUGAUGAUCCUCUAAGCUCGUUUGGUGGAUUCUCCUCGAUGGGGGGCAUUCCUGGCAUGCAAGGCAUGGCUGGCAUGCAAGGCAUGGGUGGCAUGCCCAGCUUCCAGCGCACUCAUUCGGCUAAGAAACAGGACCCCCCGGUGUUGCACGAGCUGAAGGUUUCCCUGGAAGAGAUAUUUACAGGCUGUACCAAGAAAAUGAAAAUCCGUCGGAAAAGGUUGAGCCUCGACAGACGGACCUCCAGGAUUGAAGAUACAAUCCUGACCAUCGAAAUCAAGAAAGGCUGGAAGGAAGGAACAAAGAUCACAUUCCCAAAGGAAGGGGACGAAACGCCAAACAACAUUCCAGCCGACAUCGUUUUCGUCCUGAAGGACAAGCCACACCCGGUCUACAAGAGGGAUGGCUCUGAUAUCAUCUACUCAACCAAGAUCAGCCUCCGCGAGGCACUGUGCGGCUGCACUGUGAUUGUCCCCACAUUGGAUCAUCGAAACAUUCCAGUGGCCUUUAAGGAUGUCGUCCAGCCAGGCACGAAGCGGAGGAUAUCGGGAGAGGGCCUGCCGUUGCCCAAACAACCGGACCGGCGCGGUGAUUUGGUGUUGGAGGUGGCAGUGCGAUUCCCAGAUAAUUUGUCACAGGCAACAAAAGAGAAACUCAAGGAGCUGUUGCCCCUGUAAUCGCUACAGGGUGGGAAUCUUUUGGGGAGGGAGGGAGGGAAGGAUGAAAUAUAAAUUGUAUUGUAGUUGACUAACUGCCAGAUGGUGCCCUUCGGGGGAGGACCAGCACAGACUUGCAUUAUUAUCAUUAAGCAAGUUGCUUAAUGUACUUUUAUACAGAAGCUUUACAGAAUUGCCAGCUCUUGAGAUUCAGUACAUGCAGAUCGCACUCAGGUCACUCCAGUACAGUACUGACUGACUCUUUGUUCCAAAUUUUUAUGUUCUGUCCUUCAGUGUAAAUACUGCGACUAUUUGUAACCAAAAAUAAUGCACAGUAUACAAAGAAUUUGGCAAUUCUAUUCAAAUAUGGCGUCUCUGUAACGUGGGCUGUUACCUCAUUGUUCAAAUGACAAAUAAAACCCUAGGCUUGAAUUAUA